This is a messenger RNA of Diatraea saccharalis (sugarcane borer), 752 nucleotides long. The record is from the annotation of a GenBank genome assembly. NCBI's taxonomy places the organism in Eukaryota, Metazoa, Arthropoda, Insecta, Lepidoptera, Crambidae.
GAUUUGUGGUUGCUGCUGCCGGUCGGUACUGCGCGCUUGCCUGCCUUUUCUUUGUUGUGCAAGGGUUUUUCAGACUUAAUUUAAAUGUUUACCUUCCUAAUUUCUCGAAAUACUGUUAGAUUGAGUGCAGUGAGAUUACACGCUGUGGAAAACCUCAUUAAAAAUUUAUCAUAUACAUCAAAAAAUAAAAAUAUCGCUUUUAAUAACAGCACGUUUAAAAAAGGCCAGUUAUUUUCUUCAUUUACAAGGAACAUAUCAGUAAAUAAAUAUAAUAGUGAUAAAAUGGUGGAUCCACAAAGAGUAGUUAGCUAUGAAGAUAUGCUUAAAGUUAUUCAUCAGCCUGAAAAAGUUAUCAUUGAUGUCCGCAAUCCUGAUGAAGUGAGCGCAACCGGGAAGAUACCCUCGAGCAUUAAUAUUCCACUGAAUGCCAUGCAAGAUGCAUUAACAUCUAUGUCUGAUGAUGAAUUCAAGAAACACUUUCAGAGAACAAAGCCAUCUGCAUCAGAUGAACUUAUAUUUUAUUGUCAAUCUGGUCGCCGUUCAUCAGAAGCUUUAGAUAAAGCUUUAAAACUUGGUUAUUCAAAAUCUAAAACCUAUCUUGGCAGUUGGAAUGACUGGUCAAGUAAACAAAAGUGAAUUAUCUGUACAAUAUUAACUGUGAUGUAUGGUCCAUUGUUAAUGCAUAAUAAAUUAAUAUAGGUUCUUGAAAUGUUUUACUUAGAAACCUUUUAUAUAUUUGUUAAUAUUUCAAA